UCGAAGUGUUCAUGCUUGAAAACUUGGGAGCUUCAUUUUCUGGAGCGAGCUCAAUGCAAUUAUGCAUUAUAACAGUGUAAUCAGGAUUCAGGGGGCGACUCAAUGAAGCAGGAAGGGUGAAGAAGCUGAAGUGUGAAGCUGGGGAGGACGAGAUCACCAAUCUGGAGACUGCCAGCGCGUGUUGACAGGAUGGAGGACGCAUUUGCAAAGGAAGUGAAAGAGGUUCUGGCCUUCUUCAACGUAGACCCCACCACCGGCCUGAGCGACAGCCAGGUGGCGCGCAACCGCAGCCUUUAUGGCCGCAACGAGAUGCCCCCCGAGGAGGGCGUCCCCUUCUGGAAGCUCGUUCUGAAGCAGUUCGACGAUUUGCUAGUCAAGAUCCUGCUGGUGGCGGCGCUCCUCUCGUUCCUGCUGGCGCUGGGGGACGGGGGCGGCGAGAGCUCUGCGUUCGUGGAGCCCUUUGUGAUCCUGCUCAUCCUGGUCGCAAACGCCACCGUCGGCGUCAUCACGGAGACCAACGCCGAAAAAGCGAUUGAAGAGCUGAAAGCUUACGAGGCUGAUGUGGCGACAGUGGUUCGCAACGGGCGGCUGGCCAUCCUGCCAGCUGGAGAACUAGUGGCGGGGGACAUUGUGGAGGUGGCGGUGGGGUGCAAGAUUCCGGCGGACAUGCGCCUUGUGCAGGUGCUCGGGAACCAGCUCCGGGUGGACCAGGCACUGCUCACAGGCGAAAGCUCGUCGGUGUCCAAAGAUGUGGCCCCCACAACAACCCCGAAGGCCGUGUACCAGGACAAGCACUGUAUUCUGUUCAGCGGGACAGUGGUCACGGUGGGGCGAGGACGGGCGGUCGUAACGGCAGUGGGGAGCAACACGGGCAUUGGCAAGAUCCGGGGCAUCAUGACGGAAACGGAGCCGGAGAUGACGCCGCUCAAGAAGAAGCUGGACGAGUUUGGGACGUUCCUGUCGAAGGUUAUCGCAGUGAUAUGUAUUUUGGUCUGGGUGGUGAACAUCGGCCACUUUCGGGACCCUGCGCACGGGGGCUGGUUCCGAGGGGCCAUCUACUACUUCAAGAUUGCCGUCGCUCUCGCGGUCGCCGCCAUCCCGGAGGGCCUGCCCGCGGUGGUGACGACGUGCCUGGCGCUGGGCACCAAGAAGAUGGCGCGCCUGAACGCGAUCGUGCGCUCGCUGCCGUCGGUCGAGACGCUGGGGUGUACUACGGUCAUCUGCAGCGACAAGACCGGCACGCUCACCACCAACAUGAUGUCCGUCGCAAAGGUGUGCGUCGUGGGCUCCCCCUCCAAGGCCAGCCUUCACGAGUACAGCAUCACGGGCACCACGUACGCCCCCGAGGGGCUGGUCAUCGACGCCUCAGGCGUGAAUGUGCAGCGACCAGCGGCCCUGCCCAGCCUGCUGCAGGUCGCCCUCUGCUGCUCCCUGUGCAACGACAGCACCGUGCAGUACAACGCCGAGCGAGGGACGUACGAAAAGGUGGGCGAGGCAACAGAGGUGGCGCUGCGUGUGUUGGCGGAGAAGCUGGGCCUGCCCGAGUACGGGAGCAUGCCCCACUCGCUGACCAUGCUGAGCAAGCAGGAGCGCAACGCAUUUUGCAAUAACUACUGGGCUGCGCUCUACCCCCGAAUUGCGGUCCUCGACUUCGAGCGCAGCCGCAAAAUGAUGUCCGUCCUCUGCUCCUCUCCGGGGGGGUCCGUUCUCCUCACCAAGGGCGCCCCCGAGGCCGUCCUCGCGCGCUGCACUUACGUUCUGUGCAACGAAAACGGAACCUCCGCUCCGCUGACGUCAGAGCUCCGAGCUCAAGUUCAGUUGAGACUCGAACAGUACGGGCAGCACGAGAUGCUCCGGUGUCUGGCCUUGGCAUUCCGUUCCGUUUCCGGCGGACAGACGUCGCUUUCCCCGGCGGACGAAACGGGGCUCACGUUCGUUGGGCUGGUCGGGAUGCUGGAUCCGCCCAGGGAGGAGGUCCGUUCCGCCAUCGACACGUGCCGUUCCGCCGGAAUCCGAGUGAUUGUCGUCACGGGAGAUAACAAGGCGACCGCCGAGGCGGUGUGCACACGGAUCGGGGCGUUGGACCCGUUCGAUGAGUCGGGCGGAAAAAGUUACACGGCGGCGGAGUUUGAAGAACUGUCGGGAAACGAGCGGGCUUCCGCGGUGCGAAGUAUGGUGCUGUUCUCGCGCGUCGAGCCGCAACAUAAAAGCAUGCUGGUGGAUCAACUGAAGAUGCUGCAGGAAGUGGUAGCGAUGACGGGGGAUGGAGUGAACGACGCACCGGCGCUCAAGAAAGCGGACAUCGGCAUUGCGAUGGGGUCCGGCACCGCGGUCGCGAAAGGCGCGUCGGAUAUGGUGCUAGCGGACGACAACUUCUCGACGAUAGUUGCGGCGGUGGCGGAGGGGCGGGCGAUCUAUAACAACACGAAGCAGUUCAUACGCUAUAUGGUCUCGUCGAACAUUGGGGAAGUCGUAUGUAUAUUCGUGGCGGCGGCUCUAGGGAUGCCCGAGACGCUCAUUCCGGUUCAGCUGCUUUGGGUUAACCUGGUAACCGACGGGUUACCGGCGACGGCGCUGGGGUUCAACAAGCAGGACCGGGACGUGAUGAUGCAGAAACCUAGGAAGAUGAACGAGUCCAUCGUCAACGGCUGGCUGUUCUUCCGGUACCUGAUAGUCGGGAUCUACGUGGGGCUGGUCACGGUGGGGGGUUUCGCCUGGUGGUACCUCUACUACUCCGGGGGGCCGCAAAUCACCUGGGCGGAGCUGACGUCGUUCGACCGGUGCGUGGAGGGCGAGGUGCGGUACUCGUGCGGCAUCUUCUUGGACCGGCGGCCGUCGACCAUCUCCAUGAGCGUGCUGGUUACCGUGGAAAUGUUCAACGCGCUCAACAACCUCAGCGAGAACCAGAGCCUCCUAGUGCUCCCCCCCUGGAGCAACCUGUGGCUGCUGGGCGCCAUCGCGCUGUCGUUCCUGCUCCACUUCUUCAUCCUGUACGUCCCCUUUGCGGCGACCAUGUUUUCCGUGGUCGGCCUCAACUUUGCCGAGUGGCAGGCCGUCUUCUGGCUGUCCUUCCCGGUCAUCAUACUCGACGAGAUCAUGAAGCUGCUAUCACGAAGAGGGGCGGGCCACCGCACCGAUUCCUUGCGUGCCAUGCUCACGCCGCGGCGCAGCAGCCGCGGCAAGUUUUUGCUACCCACAACCACGAGAGAGCACCACAUCGCGUGACGUCACCUGUCUCGCAUGACGUCACCCCGUGCUAGGAACUAACGCGAGAGGAGAUUCCGAGAGCGGCACCACUGACCGGCAUGCUUUGCGCUUGCAGGUAGAUUUGCGACAUCAAGUAGGCGAAGCGAACUUCGACUGAC
Molecule: messenger RNA, 3365 nt
Organism: Klebsormidium nitens
Lineage: Eukaryota; Viridiplantae; Streptophyta; Klebsormidiophyceae; Klebsormidiales; Klebsormidiaceae
Source: the annotation of a GenBank genome assembly